This is a messenger RNA of Boleophthalmus pectinirostris (great blue-spotted mudskipper), 6618 nucleotides long. It is a transcript of the gene phf2, whose product is annotated as PHD finger protein 2. Gene Ontology annotation, molecular function: transcription coregulator activity; histone demethylase activity. Gene Ontology annotation, biological process: regulation of transcription by RNA polymerase II; protein demethylation. The record is from RefSeq and is a predicted model, not a curated record. Lineage: Eukaryota; Metazoa; Chordata; Actinopteri; Gobiiformes; Gobiidae.
CUAGAUGGCUGCUAACACGAGCGGCUCGUUGUACAGUCACCAGGGGGCACGCACACGGUAAAAAUCAUAAUAAUGCAUUUGAGGAGAGCCUGCUACGCCGAGUGUGCAUCGACUGGCCCUUCUCUAUGAGAACGCACACGCCGAUGUGCCGUGUUGGAGAUGUGCAUGUAGUUCAUGUGUCCGGCGGGACUGCCCCUGGCUUUUUCUGGGGAUCAUAUUGGAUCAAAUUGUUUGCAGGCCGUUGUUCCUCCUGCAGCCCCCCAGUCUAUCCCGACGUAGUUGUGAAUUGAACAUGGCGACUGUACCAGUAUAUUGCAUCUGCAGAUUACCUUACGACGUGAUCUUUUAUGAUCGGAUGCAUGCUUUGCAGGAAUUUUUCCAAGGCAGCUGUGUUGGUGUGGAUGAAGAUGAUGCCCCAGAUAUUGAUAUUUAUCACUGCCCGAAUUGUGAAAAGACCCAUGGCAAGUCUACAUUAAAAAAGAAAAAGAACUGGAGCAAACAUGAUACGGGCCAAAGCACAGACAUCACAGUUCAGAAUGGCAGUCAAGUGUUCAUUAAAGAGCUACGCAGCAGAACAUUUCCAAGUGCUGAUGAUGUGGUGGUGAAGUUGAGUGGUGUCCAGUUGACCAUGGACUACCUGGAAGAGAACGGUUUUAAUGAGCCAAUCCUGGUCCAGAAGAAGGAUGGCCUGGGCAUGUCCAUGCCUGCUGCCACUUUCUACAUUAGUGACGUGGAAAACUAUGUUGGUCCAGAUGUCAGUGUUGAUGUGGUGGAUGUCACUAAGCAGACAGACAGUAAAAUGAAGCUGAAGGAGUUUGUGGAUUACUACUACAGCACAAACAGAAAGAAAGUAUUAGAUGUUAUCAACCUGGAGUUCUCUGACACAAGGAUGAACAAUAUAGUUGAAAGUCCACAGAUUGUCCGCAGAUUGUCUUGGGUAGAGAACUACUGGCCCGAUGAUGCUCUGCUAGGAAAGCCCAAAGUCACCAAAUACUGUCUCAUUUGUGUCAAAGACAGUUACACAGAUUUCCACAUUGAGUGUGGUGGAGCAUCCGUCUGGUAUCAUGUGUUGAAGGGUGAAAAAAUUUUCUUCUUGAUCAAGCCCACCUCAGCCAACCUGUCUUUGUACGAACGCUGGAGGUCGUCGUCCAAUCACAGUGAGAUGUUCUUUGCCGACCAAGUGGACAAGUGUUACAAAUGCACUCUGAAGCAAGGACAAACCCUCUUCAUCCCAUCAGGAUGGAUCAAUGCAAUACUGACUCCAGUCGACUGUCUGGCAUUCUCUGGGCAUUUUGUCCACAAUCUCAGUGUAGAGAUGCAGAUGAGAGCGUAUGAAAUCGAAAAGCGGUUGAAUGUCAAGACUCUCACCCCCUUUCCAAACUAUGAGACAGCCUGUUGGUAUGUGGGCCGACAUUUCCUGGAGAGAUUCAAGGCGUUACACAAAGCAAAUAAACAACCAGCUCCAUAUCUUGUACAUGGUGCCAAAAUAAUCAAUGGAGCCUUCAGAGCUUGGACUAAAAAGCAGGCACUUUUGGAACAUGAAGAUGAGCUCCCAGAAAACAUGAAACCAUCGCAGCUUAUUAAAGAUCUUGCCAAAGAGAUCAGACUGUCUGAGAAUGCAACAAAAGCCAUUAAAAGUGAGCCAAGCAUUAAGAUCCCAGUAGAAGAGCCACCAUCAACACAUUCAGAACCCGAGGAGCCUGUGUCCCCUGCUCACGUCCCAUCUCCGAGCAGAGACAGGCCACGCAAAAAGAAACCACCCAAACCUCCCAAGCCCCCAAAGAUGCCCAAAGCCCCCAAGCCCCCCAAAGUGCCCAAGGUGAAGGAGGGGGGGAAGAAGAAGGCCAAGAAAGCCAAGGAGAUGUCCCCGCCACCCAAACCCUCCAGCUUUGCUGCUCUUGAAUCCCAUGCAAAGGACAUCUUGAGUAAAAUGGACCAGUCCAAAAAGGCCAAGGCUGUUAAAAGUGUUCUUAGUUCAUCUGAGAAAGAAAUAACCAAGCAGAACAGUGUGGAUAAGUUUGAAAUCAGAGAACAGAAUAAAAACAAGACGGAAGCAAAAUGGAAGUACAAGAAUAGUAAACCAGAUUCCUUGUUAAAGAUGGAGGAGGAAAGCAAAUUUGACAGAACGCCACUGUCAAGCAAUAAAGAAAGAUUUAGCUUUAUGUCUCACAAGAAACUGCUCAGCUCCAAAAUGCUGAAACCUCAGACCAACUCAAGUGUUUUUGGAUCAUUACAAAACCUAAAAGAGGACAAAGCCAAGCCGGUGAGAGACGAGUACGAGUACGUCUCCGAUGAGGGUGAGUUGAAGAUUGAUGAGUUUCCCAUCAGACGGAAAAAGAACACCACAGUUAAAAGAGACCUAUCAUUUUUGUCUGACAUCCGAGAACCAAUUCAGCCAUCCAAAAAAGCAAAGUUCCAGCCUAUAGUGAGUAAGAGUGCUGAUUCGUCAGAUGAGGAAACUCUACACAUAGAUACAGAGGCCAAACCUGAUGUCAAAAAUCGCAACUCCAAGGUCAAGAAAAAAGGUGGCAGUGCAGCGGGCAUACUGGACCUGCUGCAGGCCAGCAAACAAGUGGGAGGCAUUGACUACAGCACAAACAGCCAGCCCCCUGCAUCUCCCAGCACACAGGAGGCCAUUCAGGGCAUGUUGUCCAUGGCCAACCUGUCAUCUUCAGACAGUUUACCACAGCCCUGGAGCAACAGCCAGUCCCGCAAUCACAGCCAGUCCAAGAGCAACUCUCACGGCUCUCAGGCUAACAGGAAGUCCGGCAGCAGUACCACCGGCAACAACAACAGCAGCAGCAAGCGAGCGGCCAAACGCAUGCCCAAGAAACCCCGGAGGAGCAGCAGCAUGGAGAGCCUGGACUACGAUGACGACCAGGACCACAUGGAUGCCUGCUUCAAGGACUCAGACUACGUUUAUCCUUCUUUGGAAUCAGAGGAAGAUAAUCCUGUUUUCAAAUCCAGAUCCAAAAAGCGGAAAAGUAGUGAUGAUACGCCAUACAGUCCCACAGCUCGUGUAGGACCUUCAGUCCCUAGACAAGAGAGACCAGCCAGGGAUGGGGCACGAGUGGCCUCUAUAGAAACAGGCUUGGCCGCUGCAGCCGCCAAGCUCUCGCAUCAGGAGGAGCAACAAAAAACAAAGAAAAAGAAGAAAAGUACCAAAAAGAAGACAUUAGUAAUGGAGGAUCCCCCAAGACUCUCCCAGGACAGCAGUUCUGAUCACAAUGCAGACUCUAAUGAUGGCAACAUGUCGGAUCAGGAGUUCAGCACUGGGACAGUCAAAUCCCCAGGAGGACCCCAGCCCAUGGCCCCAGGCGUGUUCCUCAACCAGAGGCGGCCAUCUUUGUCCUCACCCAACAACAGCACCCACUCCUCAAGCACCAACAACAGUGGCCUGGCCAAGGGAGAGCGUCCAGCAGCUCCCGACUCCAAAGCAAAGCGGCUAAAGAAAGGCAUGGCCACAGCCAAACAGAGACUAGGAAAGAUUUUAAAGAUUCAUCGAAAUGGAAAGCUCCUCCUGUAGCAUGCAACGGACUGGGUUCACCUCCCAAACUCACCCCUCACCCCUACGCCCUUUUAACCGUAUAAGGAAAAAACUGAACCAAGAAUAGGAGGAAACGGGGAGAAAUCAUGCAUUUUUUCAAUUUAUAAGAAGAACAUCACUCAAAUAGGUUUUUGCCUCCUCUUAUACUUUAUAACUUUCAAAUAUAAAAAGUGUACAGAACCUACUAUAAAUAUUUUUUAUGAGAACAUGUGUCAUUUUACUACAGCUGUUUGUUUAUCAGGGGUUGCUAAACAUGAAGUAGAACUACAUUGCAGUCAUUCCAAGAUUUCUGAAAGUAUCCCUUGCAUGUAUUGAGUUGCAUGUCCAGGUUGGGUUUGGGGUUUGCGUUUUGGCUUUAACUGGAUGGAUGCAGCUCAUCAUUGCCACAUAGGUUAUGUCUACACUAAUAAGCUACACCACUCUAUUGCAGUCUGUCUUAUUGUUGAUUUUAUUAUUGGCAAAAACAACACUCACAUUAAAAUGCACUGACAUUAAGACAACAAUAAAUUUUCUUUAGAUUAUAUUCUUCAAGAGCUUAAUAGCGUGGACAUCGCCAUGUAUUUAACUUAAAACUCUGCCGCUCACAUUUUACUUAACCCUGUUUAUCAUUUCUGUGUACUAAAGCAAAGCACUAUCAAGAGUAAUAUUUAUUUAUUGGUAUGGUAGAUGGGACUAAGCAGGACUUGGAGGAGUAACUGUAAAGCACAAAGUGAGUGGGGAGCUGGUUUGCAUAGGACUGUGGUACAUUGGGCUGGCCUCCCUUUAGGCUUGGACUAGUUUCUGUGUUGCCAUUGUAAUAAAGGGCCCAGUAUUUUUUUGUAAAAUGUUUGGAAAAAUACCAUCACAGCAAACCUAUACAGUAGACAUCUUAAGAAAUCAACAAAAAAUUGUGUUUUGUUUCAUUUUUAAGAGACAAUAAGAUUUUAUUUGUGAUGUCAAUAACAAAUCCAAAUCAUAUUUUAUGUGUCAUUUAGCACAAUAUUGCUUGACUUACAACUUACUUGACUUCUAAUGCUAGUUACUUUAUUUUAAUGCUAAUUUGAAAUUCUGGAAAUUGAGAAUUGAAUCCUGUAAAGUUGUCUUUACGGGUCUCUUUGAUAGUUAUAUGCAAAAAUAGCAUAGACUGGUCUAAGCUUACCGGGUGGUGCAAGCCCUGCAGUUUGAUAAUGAUAAGCUUCAUCCAUGUCAGGUAUGCCGUUACAUGGGGAUACUUUCUCUCUUCUGUUGCUUUACCAGGCAGCACAACCACAUCUGUGCAUUUUCACUACGUUACAGUACAGUGUAGGGAAUGUAGCUUGUACAUAGCCUUUUCAGUUACUUUUGUAUCCCUUCCUCUUAUGGUUUAAUCCUACAUUUUUACUGUUUUUGCUAAUUAUGAAUAAAUAAAUAAAAAUAUAUAAAUAUAUAUGAAUAUACAGUAUCAACUGAGCAAAUCUGUUAAGUUUUUUAGUUAGGUUUUACUUAAAAAAAAACUUUUUUCUUAAAGGUGUUGCCUGGAAAACAACUGAAGAAACGUUUUAUUUUCAUAUUGCCUUACAUACACAUAGCUAAUUGUACUGUAUUGUGUUUUCGGUUCAAAGGAGAGACAAAGCUUUGAGGAAAAUUUAUGUAAAAAAGUUUUUAAAAACAAAAAAAAGACAAAAAAAAAAACAACAACACUCACACAACCAACCACAGACACUUAAAAGUUUCUCCAACCAGCCUCUUGUUGGAGCUCUAGUAACCUGAAGGUUUUUGGAAUUAUUUUACUAGCACCUUGUGAAGUGUUUAUGUGUCAGUGAUGUAAUUUAUUAAUGUUUGUAGCUUUUUUAUACUUGUACAAUUCUUAAAGAGUUUUUGGUUUGGAAUAUUUCAUUAUCUUGUGAAUUUAUCCUCAACAGAACUUCUGUUUAUUAUUCUUAUUUUGUUUAUUGUGUACUUGAGUGCAUUUGGGAGGCAUCACAAACAUUUUACAGAUUUAUACCAGCAACAUUAUUCAAAAUAGCAGUUCACUGUGGAUGUAUUAUAAGACCUGUAUUUACCUGAAUUUAACAGAUUUCGGUUCAAAUUGUAUUCAUGACAAUUACUUAUCAUCGACCACAUGUUUGAACUGUGUUUCAGUCAGUGUUGCGGAAUAUCAUUAACAGGGCUAUGGAUUUCUUUCCCCAGAAACUUUGUAAUACCAUUUAUGUCCAGUUUGUGGCAGUUCUUAUAAUACAUCUGCAGAGUAUGUACCCUCAGUGUCACCAUGGUCUGGCAUCACGGUCUACAUUUCCACUGUGACAUUUCAUACAUGUUCAUCUCUUGGCCUCUGUCCUUGCACUUGUUUUCGGGUGGGACGAUUUCAUGGGCCGUAGAUUUAAGUUCUCACCAAGACCUGGUCAAAUACUGGUCAAAAGUGAACAUCUUUUCAGGUUUUCUUUCACAGGGUUCCUACACAGUAUGUACAAACAUGGAAUAUGGGUUUGGGAUAUUUUAUGUCUGUAAAUGUAUGGAAAAUAAUAUGAGAUAUUUUGUUUUUUAUUUCUUCAAAUUGUAUGUUGAAAAAUUAAUACCUCCAGCCUAUCAUGUGAUAAUUAUCUUAUAGCUAAAUUUACCAUUUUAAGGAAAAUCAUCAUAUUCAGUAUUUUAGCAAAGAUUCUGCGCUGUGGCAACACCCAGUGAACAUUCACUGUAUUCUUAACUCAUCUUUUCACACUUAAAUGUCAUAUCUUGGCUGAAAAAUUAAUUGUGAUGCCUGCAAAAAGUUGAAAUUUUAUUUGUAAAAAUGUGUAAGAACCCUGUUUGUACAUUAUGUGUGUUACUUUGUUUUUAAAAAUCAUUUUAUAUGUUAUCACUGCAUCCACUGUCACAGCAGUGAAUGAUACUUGUUGUAGCCGUCUUCCCUUACUGUUAUUUGCAGUACUAGUAUUUACAAUCCUUUUUGAGCUGAAGCUAUAUUUUUCUGUAUUUAGAUGAUUCUGUUUGAGGUCAUGGCUCACUUUUUUAAGACAUGGAGAAAUGGAAAAUUCCGAGGAACAAACAUAUUGUUGUUGAAUGAUAUGAUUGUCCGCCUUGUUUACUUUUGCAAUACAGUUAUUGUGGAAAACCUA